Prunus armeniaca (apricot) is the source of this 1245-nucleotide messenger RNA. Lineage: Eukaryota; Viridiplantae; Streptophyta; Magnoliopsida; Rosales; Rosaceae. The record is from the annotation of a GenBank genome assembly.
AUGUCUGUCAUAUGGGAUCAAUUGGCACUCACAGAACCUCAAUGGACCGUAGAUGCACCUUUGUGGGAUACCUAUCGUGAGGAAACAAGACUGGUACAGCUCUUGAUGGCACUUCGAGAUGAGUUUGAAUCUGUAAGAGCAUCAAUUUUACAUGAGUCACCUCUCCCAACAAUGGAUACUGCCAUGACCAAGCUCCUCACAGAAGAUACAAGAAAUGGCAUUAAUCCUGACAUAAACUCAGUAUUGUUGCCCCUCGCUCCUAUAAUACUUUUCAUAAAGGAAAUCCAGAUAUACCCCAACGUGAUUUAUCUCAAAUUCAAUGUCGUUAUUGCAAAGAGUAUGGACACAAGAAACAUCACUGCUCAAUCCACUACACCAAUUGCAGCAGAUAUCCAAGAGAUGAUUCAUCAAGCUCUUAAUAUGAAAAACAAUGAUCACUUGAUGAAGAAGCAGAUUGAGACCGGCCGUAGAGUUGGUCGAUUAUAUGCAGUAGACAAGCUUCACAUUCCUUGCUCACCCAUCACAUCGCUCUUUGCUGCCUCUACACCUACUUGUACACCGUUCAUGUCUUGGCACUCACGUCUAGGCCAUAUUUCAUUUUCUUGUCUUCGCUAUAUGUUCAAUAAAAGAUUGUUGGAUCAAUCUAAAAUUGACAAAGAACCUUGUUGUGUCACUUGUAGAUUGGCAAAACAACCUGCUCUUCCUUUUAAUAAUAGUACAACAUCUUCCUCCGCUCCCUUUGACCUUAUGCACUCUGAUAUUUGGGGUAAAGCUCCAAUUUCCUCCAUGGGAGGUGCUUUAUAUUAUGUUUUAUUUGUAGAUGAUUACUCUCGCUACACAUGGAUAUAUAUAUUACGUUCUCGUUCAGAUUUUCUUAAGAUUUAUAUCGAGUUUAGCACCAUGAUUCAAACUCAGUUCUCCAAAACCAUCAAAGUGUUUCGUUCUGAUUCCGGUGGGGUAUAUAUCUCCACUUCUUUCCUUGAUUAUCUAAAAUCCCAAGGAACUACUCCACAACUUUCUUGUCCCGAAACACCACAACAAAACGGUGUUGUAGAACGUAAACACCGACAUAUUAUAGAAACGGCUAGAUCUUUACUGAUUUCCUCAUCUGUUCCUAGUCAUUUUUGGGGGGAAUCUAUUCACACUUAUGUAUUUAUCAUUAAUCGCAUCCCCUCUUUGGAGAUCUCGGCCGGGAUUGGAGGAGUUCGCGGGCGGGAUUGUGUGGAGAUCUCGGCCGAGUAUUGA